Amyelois transitella is the source of this 7156-nucleotide messenger RNA. RefSeq names its product amyloid-beta A4 precursor protein-binding family A member 2. The transcript is spliced from 25 exons. Gene Ontology annotation, biological process: chemical synaptic transmission. The coding region runs from base 399 to 3620 and encodes 1073 amino acids. Gene Ontology annotation, molecular function: protein binding. Gene Ontology annotation, cellular component: plasma membrane; dendritic spine; cytoplasm. The record is from RefSeq and is a predicted model, not a curated record. Lineage: Eukaryota; Metazoa; Arthropoda; Insecta; Lepidoptera; Pyralidae.
ACCUUACGGUCGUGCUUUCAUUAAAAUAAAAAAUAUUCAAUAAAUAAAAGGGCAACACUGAAGCAAACGUCAUAAGUUUUGCACUGUAGCGCCCUCUUCUGUCAGAUUGUUUUCUUUCGUGUUUGCGAUUUGUUUCCGUGAAUUUUUUGUGUAAGAAAUAUUGGACGAUAAUAAAUUCGCAGUGUUUUGUGUAUUUAUUAUUGAGUGCUUUCUACAGUUAUUAUAAACUUUAAUAGUUGUGAAAAUAAUCACCCACAGGAUCCGGUGGCUGUCCAUAUCAGCCAGACAACAGCUGUUCGUGUACAGGAGGCAUACUUCUUUUCACAUUUUAUGAGAUACAUGUCUAAGGCAGAAGCAAUGUUAACGAAAGGCGGUGGGCGCGUGACCGUGGCGGAGCGAUGAGCGCGGCGGCGCUGCGGGCGGACGGCGCGGGCGACUCCACGCCCGGCUCCGACGUCGGCGAGCGCAUCACGCGACUCUUCCCCAAGUGCCGGCCGAAGAACAUGCAGCACCAGCACGACAGACUGAACUCCGGCCUGGAGGGGCGCGACAACAAUGUCAACAACCUGUCCUCUGACGAGGAGCGGGACAGCCAGCUCGUCAUACUCAACUCCAAAGGCGGCACCUACAAACUUAGGGAUUCUAGGAUAAUAGAAAUAGCUGGCGGCCGCGAACUGUAUUCGGCGAGCCGGACGAAGGCCGUGCGCAAGCUGCGGCACAACAGCACGCACAAACACAACAUGAGGAACAGGGUGCGAGCGCUCAAUAAAGACCCCGUCGAGUAUGACAACAUUACCAACGAAUUACCACUCCACAGAAUAAAUAGCGAGCCCAAAAAGAUAUCGCGUCACACGUCGCCCACCUACACGAACGGUGACAAAGAACCCUUGGAGCCGAGAGAUAGUAUGGGGAUCCCUAAAAACAGUUCACCAAUACUGGACCCCCAUAAAACGACUGACGUCAGCACCAAGAGUAGUCCCAUAGCGGUGGUGGCUGACGGUGAAGUGGUGGUUUUUGAUGAUAACGAUGACUGGAAAGUGAUAUUGAAUUCUGUGUCUCUAGGUCUGAGGACUGAGCCGGACGCAACUGACGAUGAGAUAGACACGAGUGUUAGGAGGACUUUAGAGAAUAUGAAAAAUGGUGAUAUUGUGAACAAUAAAAGUGAGAGUGAGGGCAGUGACUCGUCUCCGUCACCCGAGGAUGUGAGGCUGAGUGACUCGAGCCCCCCGGGCGUGUGGAUGUCGGGGGACGAGGACAAGAACAGGGUCACGAGGGUGAUCGGGGAACUGCCCAUAGCGGAGUACGAGGGCUCCCCGAGGAGAUACGGAGUCGGGUCGGUGAAGGCUACCAGUAAUAGGUCGCCGAGGCCUGGGUUUCCACAGAGGGUAGUAACAGAGAGCAGAGAUAUAACCCCGCCGUCGGGUUCGGCGGCGUUCGACUACCUCUACGAAUUCUCAGAGACGAGGAAAGUUCUAGAAGAGUUCUUCAAAUGUCCAGCUAUGGCCGGACAGAUGGCGCUGAACAGCAACGAUGAAAUUGUAAAUUUUCAGGACCUGGAUUACGAGCUGAGACGUCAAACACAAGAGUGCCCGUCGGAGAACGGGCUGGAGGGCGGCAGCGAGUCGGAGUGGCCUCAGCCCACGGACACUAUGGACUCUCCCCACACAACUCACAAUCACACCAAUUUCUUAGGAUUACAGCAACAAAGGGCGCGGUACCCGGAGCCGAACGUGGCGGAGCUGAGCGUGGGGCGCGCGUGGAGCGGGCCGGCGUCGCCGCGCGCCCGCGCGCCCUUCGCGCUGUCCUCCGACACCAGCGACACCGGCAGCGACCUCUCGCUCAUGCUCAUGGAGGAUGAGAUAUCCGAGCUGAAAGUUCGCGAAUUGGAGGCGAAUCGAGUCGUGGUGACGCAUUUACCUAUCGUGGAAGACGGGCUGUCUUCGGAGCACGCUUCGGACAAUGACAAUAAUAACCAGAUGAUUUCAAUACAGAACCACUCAUCUGUCGUGAUUCAAGAAAUUGUGGAGAACGGAACGAACACGGACCCUCACUUACUGACGGAUGCGGACUUGCAUUCUUUAGAUCCAUUGGCGUCGUGCGGCGAAGUGGCGCCGCCGCCGCCCGCGCCCGCGCCGCACCGGCCCGCGUCGCCCGCGCACGCGCCGCGCCCCGACGACGUCUACCCGCCCAGAAAAAGGCCGACUUCAGCGCAAAGUGGAGAUUCAGUAGAAAUAAAACCAACCAGUGGAGAUGAAGACGAAGCGGACACAGACCUAGAGACGGACCGACUGCUUGGUCAGCAGCGGACAGACGACCAAGGAUUCUUUGACGAGAAGGGUUGGCGAAAACCGAAAUCGCGCACUGUGAUGCCCGCGGGCAGCGUGACCGGAGCGGCACGGUCACCUCAUGCACACGAACCCGACAACCAUGAUAACGAUGCACACGCACUGCACAAUGGAAAGGACAAAGAUGGCAAAAAGAAAUGUAAAAACAAAGAAGAUGCGGCUCGUAAAGUUCUUAUCGAAGGAGUUUUAUUCCGAGCUCGAUAUCUCGGUUCUACACAACUGGCAUGCGAGGGACAGCCUACCAAAGCAACGAGGAUGCUUCAAGCUGAAGAAGCCGUCUCCAGAAUCAAGGCACCCGAAGGUGAAAACCAACCUAGCACAGAAGUGGACUUGUUCAUAUCGACCGAGAAAAUAAUGGUUCUGAACACGGAACUGAAAGAAAUCAUGAUGGACCACGCGCUAAGGACCAUAUCCUACAUCGCUGAUAUUGGAGAUUUGGUGGUACUGAUGGCCAGGAGAAGAUUUGUGCCGCAUGAAAACGAUUCCGAUCAACCGAAAUUGAACCGAACGCCGAAGAUGAUAUGUCAUGUUUUUGAGAGCGAAGAGGCUCAAUUUAUCGCCCAAUCGAUAGGUCAGGCAUUCCAAGUGGCAUACAUGGAGUUCCUAAAGGCCAAUGGGAUAGAAGACCAUAGCUUUGUCAAAGAAAUGGACUACCAAGAAGUUUUGAACAGUCAAGAGAUUUUUGGGGAUGAGUUACAGAUGUUUGCGAAGAAGGAGUUGCAGAAAGAGGUGGUGGUGCCGAAGACGAAAGGGGAGAUCUUGGGGGUGGUGGUGGUGGAGUCUGGGUGGGGGUCCAUGCUGCCGACCGUGGUGAUCGCCAACCUCGCGCCGGCGGGCGCGGCGGCGCGGUGUGGACAGCUCAAUAUAGGUGAUCAAAUAAUCGCAAUAAACGGUGUCAGCCUAGUCGGGCUGCCUCUGUCCACGUGUCAGACCUACAUAAAGAACUCUAAGAACCAGACGGUGGUGAAACUGACCGUGGUGCCGUGCGCGCCGGUCGUGGAGGUCAAGAUUAAACGGCCGGACACGAAAUAUCAACUCGGGUUUAGCGUGCAAAAUGGCGUCAUAUGCAGUCUCCUCCGUGGCGGCAUAGCUGAGAGGGGCGGCGUGCGAGUGGGACACCGCAUCAUAGAGAUCAACUCACAGAGCGUGGUCGCAGUGCCGCACGAACGCAUUGUCAAUCUACUGGCGACAUCUGUUGGAGAGAUCCUGAUGAAGACGAUGCCCACGUCGAUGUUCCGGCUGCUGACGGGGCAGGAGAACCCGGUGUUCAUCUAAGCGCGAGCCGGCGCGCACCAAGUGCCUGCUUACGAUAUACGCAACGCCCGCCGGUUUUGUCGUCCUCGCUUUGUUUAAACAAACAGACAGACUAAAGAGAUCUGUACGAUUCGGAAUAAUGUAUGGCGUUAAGGCGGAAAAAUAUUAUUUGGUUUCGUAUCAAUUGGUGUGUUUUCUGAAUUAAUACUUGUUCUUUACUUGAUUUUUUUAUACCUCCAUCUCUUUCUAAUUGGUCUAAUUUGAAAGAUGCAUGCAAUGAAAAAACGUAAUGCAAUGUUUCCAUAUUUUCAAGUAAGUAUAUGUGGCAUUUUUACUGUCUUAUAUUAUUUCCAUUUUUAUGAAUAACACAGGCUGCAGUAAUACAUAUAAAUUAAUAACACAUUGCCAUUUCGAAUAUUGCUUAAACAUACAAGAAUGGUUGAUGGUAUUAUGGAUAAUUAAAAUAUAGUUAAUGAUAAGAGAUCAUAAAUACGAAAUGAUUUUUUUUUAAUGUUUGGGAUCAUUCAAAAGCAAAAAAAUAAUUAUAUUGGCAUUUAAUAUUGGGUGGUUAAUUUUCAACGGCCGAUAUUGAUUUAGUUUAGGCGAUAUCCUGGUAUCAGAAAAUUUCUUAUAGAGAUUAUAUUAUUAUUGAUGCCAGCAACAAGGACUUUCCGUAUAAUAAACACCAAUGAAAUGUUUAGAAAAUAAAGGUAAUCUUCUUUUUUAUUAUCUUCUUUCUUUUCUUAAAUAGAUACCAAUGUUGUUAAAAAAAGCGAGGACGAAACCCAUAGCUUAGCUGAACAAAAAAAUACUCAAAAACAAAACAAUGUGAUGUCAAGUCUCAGAAUGCUUACAAUGCUUACGUGGCUAAAUAAGAUAGACAUAAGUUGUAUUUUCUCUCUAGAUUGUGCUGGUUUUGUGCUUGCUACUUCGGUGUCUGUAGUCGUUAUGCUGGUUCAAAUCCUAUCCUCAUUAUUGAAUAUAGUAGCAAACACAAAAUCAGCAUUCCUUCGUCAUGACAACGUGUAAACAUACUCCAUUUAAUCAUAACGAUUGUACCUAUAAAUUUAAUAUCGAAAAAAAAAAACACUUAUAUCUGCUUAGAUAGUGUCGUAUUAAUAUAGAAAGUUUCGUUCUAAGCUUGAUGUUAUUAAUGUGAAAACAAGUUUCCCAUUGGACAAUAAAUCCGUGGAGUUUACUUGCUUCUAACUGGCAACACAUUUUUUAUCGUAACAGAUAUAUAUUUUUGGUUUAAAUUUCACAGGCGUAAACAUUUAUACUAGAUGUAAUUAUCAUUAAAGACAAUACGUAAGAUAUUUAUUUGGUGUGUAUCUAGAGUUUAAAAGUUAAGUAUAUCUAAUAGCUAUUUUUGCCAUAAAUUUCAUUCAAGGUUAAUGUAUAACGGAUCUGCCAUUCUUUUUAUGGAGUAUUUUCUAUUGUUCUUUUUUAAUUUCUUUUAGAUUUAAGUUUAUCAACAACAAUUCGUAACAUUUCUUGUCAAAGCAUUCCAUUGUUGUUUUCUUUGCCAUAUUUUUUUUGUAGCAAAUUAGAAUUGUGUUCUGGUUUCUUUCGUCGAAACAAAAUCAUCCGUAAAACAAAUAUAAAAAUUUGAAAAGGGAAGUUUUUUGGGCAAUGGGCGGACACACACUCAACAAUUAAAUAAUUUAUAAAAAUCUUAUAACGAAUGAGAAUAUAAUACCUAAUUAACGUUCGAUACGAAAUUACAUAAUACCUGGAUACAAUUCGGCUUUGCUACCGAAGGACCUGUUGUUUAUUGUGUUUUUUAUUUAUUUAUAAUUAUAUUAUUAAAUGAUAUUAUUUUACAACCGUAAAUUAAGUACAUGUUUUACAGACCGUGCACCAUAGUUCAAACCAGAUUUUUCAAUCCACAUUACAUUCACGAAGAAUCUCUUCAGCUUAAAAUCUGUAUUUUAGUAUAAUUGAUAAAAUUUAGUCGUUCAAAUAGUACCUACCGUGGUGGAAGAGUACUUUUGUGAAAAUAUUUCAUAAUUAUGUAUAGCUUAGAUAGAAACAGUUGGUCUUUGAAUUUAAGGGUUUAAAUGAAUACGAGAUUGAUUAUCCAUUUAAUAUGUGGUAGAAGAUUAUGUGAAGUGGAAGAGAAUCAAUUUUAAAGAGGAAAAAGGAUGCAUAUUUAAAUUAAAUUAAUUAUUUAUUUUGUUCUAUUAAUCAUACUUAAUUUUUUUCUAGUCAUCUCACCUUCCAUUGAAUGUUUUACUGUGGCCGCGCCAUUCCUACUACCUAGGUAGGAUCAGGUUCCCUUAGCCCACGAUUAAAGAGUGGUCUAAGGGAAUACAAAAAUUAAGGGAAUGGUAAAAUAUGAAUACAAUUGAGUCGACAACCACAAUCGGUUUAUACUGACCAGCCCCUGUUAAUUCUCUAACGUUGACAAGGAAUGUCGUCUCUCUUUUUAACAGUUUGGAUUCAGCAAAAAUAGAGAGGGGAAAGAUAAUACGAUAUGUUCGAUAAAUAUGCGGCGUACAAUGUGGCCUAACGUGAGGUUUUAGCUAAUAUAGAGCAAAAUGGGUUAAAGUAUUGCAACACUAUGUUUAAGUGGACAAUCAAUCUUACCUUUCUGGAUUUCACAUAACAUCAUUUGAACCCGGAACAAAAGAUCUACGGUGAUCAUACAAAAAAGAAUUGAUUAGUGGAUCAUAGUACAUAAAUAAAGCAUUAUUUCUUGUAGUAUUUCAAAAGAUAUAUCAUAUUUUGUAAAUUUUAUAGUGUCGCUAUAGCAUUCCUAUAUGUAAUCUAUAUCUGUAUGUAUGUCUGUGUUCUUGGCUAGGCUUAGCGCUCUGGGGACGAGUACAUUUAUUUAUGUAUAAUACUUAUUAAGUGAUAAUUGGUAAAACUUAGUUAACCCUUUCGAAAUAUCCCGCUUUUCCUUAUAAAUAAUAACCAACCGCUUUUGGUAUUAUAGCUGUGAAAGUUAUUUUAAGGGCCGGUAUCUUCAUUAUUUUUUAUUUAGGUAUGUGAAUUUCAAUAUGAAGAACGUAGGUAUUCGUGACUUCUCGUAUCAAAAUGGCGACGAGUGCGUGACAUUUCGAUAACAUUUCGCUCGCACGGUGGGUGAUGAUGAGUGACGGACAUGAAUAUAGGCCAUUUAUUGAGCUUACCCAAAAUUUAGUUAAUAUUCUUACGUUCUUAGAAUAACUGGCAACUCAACAAAACAAUUUUGUGACUGACAUAAAAAAAAAGCUUAUCAUGACCUAGACUACAGUAACACAAGUUUGUGACAUGGCGGCGGACAUCAAAUCUCGAACUAAUAAACCCUUUAGUUUCAAAUUUUGUUAGAUACCGGUCCACAUUUCUCUGUCGUUCCAGUUAAUAUAGGUACACAGUCUGAUAUGUAUGUAAUUUUGUAUUGCUAGCUGUUGUGAAUAAGAAUUAUUUACAUUGAGAAACACAGAUAAUAAAUAGCCUUUUAUUGUGAAAGCUGGUAUAUGGUAGGUACACUGUAACAUGUGAAAUAACUAUUGUUGUUCUCAUUUCUAAGAGUAUUAUUCUAGUCUGCAUUAAAGUUAAGAAUAAACUGAACA